This is a messenger RNA of Brienomyrus brachyistius, 7486 nucleotides long. RefSeq lists its product as uncharacterized. NCBI's taxonomy places the organism in Eukaryota, Metazoa, Chordata, Actinopteri, Osteoglossiformes, Mormyridae. The record is from RefSeq and is a predicted model, not a curated record. Gene Ontology annotation, molecular function: protein binding; RNA binding. Gene Ontology annotation, cellular component: nucleus. Gene Ontology annotation, biological process: nervous system development; negative regulation of transcription by RNA polymerase II. The coding region runs from base 5129 to 6598 and encodes 489 amino acids. The transcript has 3 exons.
CAGGGUAGGGAACUGAAGAGGGUGGUUUGAGCAGGAGGGUCUACAAUGUAUUCAGAGAUGGAUAGUUUGGGUUCUGAAAGUACAAAUCCAGACUAGGAUUUUGUUUCAACCAACCAAGUUGAGUACAAAGAGUCGCAGUCACUCAAUACGUUUACAUGCACGGUUAAGUCAAGCUACAACUAUAGCUCAACUUCGCCAUUUAAUCGGACUACUGUCAUUGUCCCAGUAUACAUGCACAGGAGAGGAAUCGAUUUAUUGACCGAAGUAUGUCCGACUCCGCUAUGAUAGGUGGUAAUAUGGCUCCUUUCAGCUUGUUAGUAUUGGGCUUUUCCAGUUCACCUAUUACGUCACUGACAAGAAGUAAUAAUAAAAUUAAUAGUAAUGGAUGCGUGGACAAAUGAAGUUUUAAUUGCGAUCUGUUCGGUAGAACAGAUACAAGAUCAGGAUAGUAUACUGUAAUAAGUAGAUAGUAUUUUAACAUACAUUUCUCAUGAACCCGUCUAGGAGCGAUUUAAACAGCAAGGAUGAAAAUGAUUAUGAUUGUCUCAGAGAACGCAUGCAGUGCUCAUGCAAAAGCAGUGGAGGUAAACUUUAAAGUGAUUUUAAACAAAUACUAGAUAAUCUUGAAAAGGAAUAAUCAUUAAAAUUGCAAAAAUUGCUAAGUUUUUUUCCUUAUGACAGAGUUAAAGAUGUUUUAGCGACAUUUAAACUCCAUGUGCUAUAAUAUCCAUACCAAAUUCAAGGAAAGAAAAAGCCUGAUCUUAAUCUAGCUGACUAGCGAUUGGAUGUGCAUAACAUGCGAUGUUCGUAUUAAUAUUACACAUCAUCCAGCACUAUAAUAUACUACAGUAUAAUAUACUACAUUUCUUGAAUUCCGUACAAAAUAUCCAGCCUUGCGUUGUGAUGUCAUUUGGUGCCAGUACCACUUUUUAUGCCAGUGGAAAACCAAAACCUUGAAGUACUGUACUUUUGGUACCUUCUUGAAGUACCAAAAGUACGGCACCUGAGCGGUUAAUUGGACAGUUUUACAGCGCUGUAAAUUUUGUACGUGGUGUACGUCCUUUACUAUUCUCUGUGCUUCUUCUGUUUACCGGCUUCUUUGACCUGACUUCCAGGUCAAAGCUCAGAGGAAAAACUGUGGAGCACCUGCAGAGCGCCUAGGCCAGUUUGAGUCCAACUGAAUGUAUACAUGAAGGAGUAAAUUGACCCCAAAUCACAUUAUCUGGGUAUCUUACUCUGACUUUGAGAAAUUUGAUUUAGUGCUAUUUCAGUCAGAGUAACACGUUUACAUAUACUUUAAAAGUUCGGUUUUAAACACAAUAAUUCAGUUUUCUUAGCCUACAUGUAAACGUACUGACAGAGUACUCAACUGCUUGGUUGGAACAAAAUCUUGGUCUGGAUUUGAAGUUUCCACCUUUGAAUGUAUUGCAGAAGGCGGAUGUCUUGGGAUAAAGGCAGAAGAUCCAAGGAUGUAAUAUUGAGUCUUAGGCCUUGAUUUCUCUCCGUAAGGCCAGCACAGCACCUAAACAGUGUGACCAAUAAAGAUGCUUAAAUACAAACGGGUGCCAUGCACUCUAGACAUAAUUUGACCUUUAAAUAAGCUUUGGCAUAUGUUUGGAGCCUCAGUAGAGUCUUAUGGUUGGAAGUCAAGGCCUUUGUGUUGGCGAAUUGUUUUCCAGCGUUUUCACAUAGACACAUCAAAUGUUACAGUAACAUGACCUAAAUGUGAUGUCAUUCUAACUAUAACUUAACUAGGGUGGAGCAACAUACAAUGAUCUCAGGUAACAUGUUGCCGGUAGCACCUUCUGUUUCAGGGCCCAUGGCCCUCAAAUGGACUAAUCUCUCUGGAAUGCCAGGGAGGUGAAGUUGGGCACGUCGGUGGAGAAGCAUUUCAGUGACCUCUCUCAGCGGGACCACAGAAGACACAGAGAGUGCAUAGCAAGUGGUGGAGAAAGCCAAGAGCUCGCUUUGUAUACAAGGAAGACCACUGAAUCAUUUUUCAGAUGUAUUUUAUGUGUGUACGUGUGUGGGUAUGCAAUGUGUAUGCAGGAAAUUCAAGCUGAACACCCAGGAGGAGGCUAUGAACUCAAAGGAAGCAUUUGGGAAUUCGCACCCGUGGCACCUUCAUUAGUUACAUGACAGUAAACUGGUGGGAUGCUCUGUUAAAUAAAUAUGGCUUUCAUUCAUCAUGGGCUGCUUAUCUGAAUCACCUUUAGCCAGCUUUGAUACCUAUGGGACAUCGGUGGCCGGGUUCCAUCUGAAGCACCAGCAGAGUGCAGCUCUUUGUUCUCUGCAGCCCCGGUGGUCGAAGUUCAUGCAAGAAGCCAAACAAAGCAGCCAAGGGUACGAAGUAGGUCACACUUUUAACAGCACCUGGAAUCCAGCUUUAGUGAGCAUUUCUCACCUAUUUAUACCCCAGGGCCAGAGUGCAGACUCCGACCGUUGUGUGGGACUAUUAGUAUCUUCCUCCAGGGUGAUUGUGGGAUAGGGUUUGGUUAGGGUGAGACAGAGUGGAGUGAGGCAGGGCGGGGUGAGGCGUUGGUUCUGGAAUUAGCAGCAUUAAAAGCUUAAUACCCCCUUUGUUGCCUUUUGCUUGGUUUCCCAUAGGAGUGAUGUUUAAACAUCUCGUGGAUGAUGAUGAAACUUACAGCCAAUUAAUAAUUAGUGUGCAUUUUUACGGACUGAGCCUGGAACCUCGUCAUGGUACACUUCAGUAAUCAGGCGGAAAGUACAGAAAAACACAGACUGGGCAUUUCAGCUGAACGUUUAAACGAAAGCAGGCUAUGCGUUUUUCCGUUCAUGAACCUGGAGCUAUUCUGUGACGACCUAAUCUUUCACCUGGAGAGGGGGCCGUUUCUCAGCAGAAAGACUCGUUGUGCUGUGUGUUGUGUAGUAGCAUGUAGUAUCUUUAUAUCAAGCGCAUUUCUGGUUUGAGCGUCAAACUGAAUACUGUGACAGUAAGUGGACCAAAUGAAAAAUUAAUUUUUUGGUGCUAUGUGUCUUAUAUUCAUCUGGCAGAAAAUUUUCUGACUUGUCUGUUUAAGUGACAAAAAGUAUUGAUACAAAGACAAAGUUCUGAAGAGCAACGACAAUCUCUAAAAGCUAAUCUCUAAAAAAUAAUCCAAGCAUCGCAUGUAUAUUAAGUUUGUAUAGAUUAAAAUGUAUAUGUUCAAAAUCACAAGGAAAAGCAGUCAAUCGCCCCCACAAUAAUGAACCUUUUAUUUGCCAUCUAGACUAUGCUCUUCCCUGACAUUAGCUCGCUUUGCCUGGUUUGGCAGUUUAGCAGCUGAACACUGAGUAUCACUGACAACUUUAUGCAAUAGUGCUUAUAUUCAGCUGCUGGGGCUCGAUAUGUCUACUUUAAUUAAACUUUAAUAAACUUGCAGUACAUGCUAUUUUCUGUAACUGGGCUCCUACGUUUUUUUGGCAUUGGAUAUACAAACAUAUAAACAUACAUAUGAACAUAAGCAUAGCGGUCGCACGACUAGCAUUGAGACGGCUGUGUAAAAGUCAUGUAUUAAAUUUGCUGGCUGCAUGAAAUGAACUUGCAGGAUAAACACGUCUGAGUGUAUGCGGUUCGAGGGGCAGUUUUGGUUUGAGUCAGCAACAGCCUUGCUCCUGAUACCGUGACUGCGAGCGUGUGGGUGGGUGGGUGUGUGUUUGUGUAUGUGUAUGCAUGUACGUACACAUGGGCACUUGUGGUGGCGGCGUGCCUUGCAAUGAGCAGCAGAUUCUUGACAGAUUUGACAUCGCAAAUGCGCUGCGAAGCGAAAAGCCUCAGAAGAGAGCCAGCGGGUUAGUCGGUAGCCUCUCUCCUGCGACCUUGCAGCUUUUUUGGAGAUACACGCUGUUAUUCGAACAUAUUCUCGAGGAUGCUGCGUUUGCGAGGCAGUGGUGAAGGUUGUGAUGCCCUAAUGGGGAAAUCCGCAUCCUACCAAGCAGGUACAGUGCCUUCAAACACAAAAUACCUGCAACACUUAGAAUCUCAAGCAGCAGCGGUAUGACAGAGGAUUCCAGUAAUACGCCUCACCCUAUAGUCUCCAGCAGCAGAGAGAACAUAUAGGAUCAGUAUAUUGGCUUCUCACUUGGAUAGUACCCUGCUUUUGCUUAUGGUCCUAAAUAGGAGUCACUUUUUUUAAUCGAACUGUUUUUAUGGGUGACAUUCUCGUUUGCUUAAUAGCAAGUCACUGACCUGAGCUCCAAUUUAACUGGGAACUGGGAGUAGGAGAGUGGGUAAAAACAUUAGGUGAACUAUAUGUCCACAUAUAAAUCCACAUUAUACAUCUGUGUGUUGACAGUAUAAUCCACGUUCUAUAUGCAUCUACAUGCAUUUUACACUUGCACCAUGCAUCAAAUAACCUUUUUCUCUUAUUUCUGUUCUGGCAGAAAAUAACACCAUUGCAAGGUGUACAGAAUACACCGUACCAUCUGAAUUUCCUUUGCAUCUCUUUGCACCCAUGACAAGCAGCUCAGUAAAAUUUGGAGAAGCUUGGCCUGGCUUGUCUCUGAAUAAGUGGGAACAGGUGCUUGAGAAGCACUGACUUCAAUACACUUGUCAGAUCAUCAACCUUAGGAGGCUUUUCAGAUACGGGAGGUGGGAAGUGAUAUUUUGAGGCCAGGUUGGGGCUCAGCAACCUUCUGCAGCUUGAUGGGUGCUGUUUCAUUCAGGAAGUUCCAGUCUUGGUCUUCAUGUGGCAUACGACUAGUUAUACAGAAAUUCUCCUUAGAGAUGACAAGAGAAAGUAAACAGAGAAACAGUGAUGGUACGGGAAACAAUGGGGGAAGGCAAAAAAGCUUAAUGAAUGUGCAUGUGGAUCAGGGUUAUGACAGAUCAGUGGGUGAUAAUGCUAAAGGUCAACAUUCAACCUUCAGAGUGAAGACGCCCUAAACCCCUUAAACCUCCACAGAUACUGAAUCAUUUAUGCUACAUUUUUGCAUGGUUACCUUUUAUGUUUAUAUGUGCUCUAUUACUCCCUCUUUUUCAGCGAGUGACUUUGUAUUCAGAGGAAAGCGGCCAAUGACCUUUCUUUCACGAUGUCACGGCAGAUAAGAGUCGCCCUUCUGCAUCUGUGCUUCCCGGAAGCACAUGUGACCUAAGUGUCCACAUUCCCUCCCCCGGGGUGCACAGAUGAACCGCCCUCCCAGCCCAGGUACAGAGCGCCUCCCUCCAAAGAAGAGGGAACCCAGGGAGAGCCGGGCAGAGGCCAGCUCCAGUGACCACUGCUUCAAGGUGCCUGCACCAUACAGUGCACCCAUCAGGGGGAAAUCCAGCAGGCAGCCCAGCCCCUAUGCUGAAUACCUUCCCCUGACACCAACCAACUUCCCAGUACCCUGGUACAUGUCUUGUCCCACGAUGGCACCAAACCCUUUUCCUUUCGACCAAGAUGGCUUGUCUUCGUGGAGAGAGCAGUAUUCUGGGAACAGGCACCCGAUCCAUCCCAGACAGCCACAGCCCAGGUGGCCUCACGCUCCAGCAGCACCCCCUCUAACAGGCUCCGCCUCCCAUGGCGUGGAAUACCCAUUCAGUGAUCCAUUUGCUCAUUCAGACCACAGGGUGACAUCACCUCUCAGGGUCCUCCCUUUAAAUAGAGGGAAAUACUUUUCAGAGUGGAGGCCCAAUGGUUUCCCCUGGAGGGAAGCUUGGAGUGAGGUCCAUCAGCCUUGCGAAGCAGGCCAGCUGGGCUCUCUGGCUAACAGUGAGAGGGCACUUCUCAUCAACCAAGGCGGGCCAGCUAGGGACUGCCCCCCAACAAGCCUCCAAGACUUAUCGUCUUUGCAGCGUGACAAGAACCCCCAAGCACAGUUCAGCACUGCCUCCCUUAGAAGGGAACCUAUUACUGCUGAAGACAAUCAUAACUCCCGUAGGCUGAUGCAUGCAUCACAAAAGCCACCCCAGAAGGCUGCUGAGCCAAGCCCCCAAGUCAUAGCUGCGCGUAGACCUGCAGGACUAUCCCCCGAUAUCCAUCCUCGGGACCUUCAGGAUAAGUGCUUGCAGCUGGCCAGGGCUGGAGACGUGCAAGAAACCAAGCAAUGGUGCAAACCCAGGGAUGCUAGCGGGGAGCUACACCUAUCCAAGGCCCCGUCCCCCUUUGCAGGUGGUUCUCUUGUGGAACUAAGUGGUGGGAGACUGAAGAGGGUGGAGGAGCUGCAGACAGAGGACUUCCUGCUGUCGGGGAGCCCGAGGCCUGGGCUGUGCCUCAGCUCCUGCACAGUGCUGGGCAUCAGCCCCAGUGUGACCCCAGGCUACAUGCAUCUGCAGGUCCACCUAGCCGACCACCCGACUCAGGAGUUACUGGAAGUCUUGCUGGAGUAUCCAUUCUUCGUAUGUGAACGGGGCUGGUCCUCUUGUGACCCGCAGAAAACAGCCUGUCUGUAUGGGCUCCGCUGCCGGCAGCUCGCUGUUGGGGACGUGUGCUUCGCCCUGACACCAGCCCCGCCCGAGACACCGCCCUCGGCCGAGCCCCCCAAGAGCCCCCCGAGCCCAGACAAAUGCACAGCACAGCCCCGGAAAAGGCACUGGUCAGCCCCAGAUGUCUUUGGAGAGGACAGGUCCCUGGUUGGUUCGCCUCAGAACUCAAAGCACAGGAAGCAGCAGUAGUUAAACUCGCAUUUCAUCUCCAACAAGCCCUUCUUCUCUCAAGCACUGCCACUGGGCAUGGAAACUCUGCCUCUGUCUACUUCCCUCACUCUUUGCACAGGUCUAGAUUGUCUCUGUCGCUCCUCCACUGUUUGUGCGUGCAGGUGAGGCGACGCGGGCCAGAAGCACACCGCAAACUCAGGAUUAAAGCCUGCAGGCAGGGCGCUGUUCUUAGAAUGUAUCGUGUUGUAUUGCCAAGGAAGCAGCUCUUUGCACAUGAGAGGAAGCAGCAGGGGGACGGCAGAGGUGCAGGCCAGCCAGCAAUCAUGUUCCGCUAGGAUCAAAUUUACUCUGUUAGAGGUAUCAAUGAAGUGUUUGGUAUGUGAUCUAUAUUUGUAAUAUAUAUUAAAAAUGUUACUGAAGUCAUACAGAAACGUAAAAGUGAUUUAUUUAUGUUCACAUCACCGUUUUUGUGGUCACUAUAGUUGUUUUUAGCCAAAAGCGCUGAGAUGAAUUUAUACUGCGAUAUCGUCGCGUGCGUAACGCAGGUGUAAUUAUGCGCAAUAUUUCCUCUCCCUUUUUCCACAAUGAAGCUAAAGGAGAAAGAAGAAGCGAUCGCUUUUUGUCUUCUAAUGAAAGUGUAGCAUUGGCUGAUGCGCGGUUAGCCUCAAGCAAGGUGCCGGUCCAGGGUCAGUCCACAGUCGCUACUUUCAUGAGCUGUUUUGUGCUCGCGUGGAUCAAGGGAAAUAAGCGUGGAAUUCAGGGAUGGGAGUCCCCUGUGGACUCAAAAGUACUUUUUAGUAAUGUGCACUGGGAAAAUGCUAUUUUUCAUUUGAAAAAUGAAAUUGUAUAUUUUUAAACAAUGGAACUGUGUAACUGUGUUCGAUAUAAAUAAACUUUUAAAUACCA